AAUUUGUGUGAGUUAAAUGUGAGUGAACACUUUGCUCAGACCGAGGCCAAGGCGAAUGAAUCUGCGUGAGCCGUGAAGACUCUCUGGGGGUCCUACGUUUUCAUCUGAACUUCGAGGAGAUGGAACAAGACCGGAAUCGAGCCCUGUAUGUGAUAAGCUGCUGAGUAACUGUGAGUAUAAAAAGGUCACAGACGGUUCUAAAAAGCCCAAUCAUUGUGGAGUCAGAGAUACAUGUGAGAUCCCACCAACAGGGACACGCGUCUCGGAGAAACUGGAAUAAUUUGAGACUGAGAACAGUUUUCUCUACAAACUGCUUGUAAAAAGUGUCCUCUGGAUCUUGGCACAAAUCACAGGGACUGUGCCCAGCAGAGCUGAUAAGGUAAUCAAAAGACGGGAAAAUCUUUGCUCACCACUGUUACAAUGACUGACGAAACCACGCUGCCAGAAGAGAAAGACUGGAGGAAACUGGAACCCAACUACACAGUUAAGACUAUCUUGACGAUUGUGUACAGUCUCAUUCUACUGACGGGCAUUGUGGGUAAUUCAGUCACUAUCAGAGUGACACAGGUGCUGAGGCGUAAUGGCUACCUUCAGAAGAACGUCACUGACCACAUGGUUAGCCUGGCAUGCUCCGACCUGUUGGUGCUCCUCAUCGGCAUGCCUGUGGAGCUGUACUUCGCCAUCUGGUUCCCCUUCUCAUCCUCAUCGGGGAACGUCUCCUGCAAGAUCUACAACUUUCUGUUUGAGGCCUGCAGCUAUGCCACCAUCCUCAACGUGGCCACUCUGAGCUUUGAACGCUAUUUUGCCAUCUGUCACCCAUUUCGCUACAAAGCUUUGAGUGGAAAGCGCACCUCUGCCCUGAUCACCUUUGCCUGGGUGGUGUCUCUGCUUGUAGCCUUGCCACUGCUGAUUGCCACCGGAACACAAGGAUUCAUACCAACCCGAGCAGACACACCCGACCAGAAUCUGACCUUCUGCACCAACCUGAGGGAGCACUGGGUGAUGUACAGAGUCAGCAUAUUUGUGGCUUUUAUCGUCUACAUGAUCGUGUUGAUCGGUGUGGCCUUCAUGUGCCGGGCCAUGAUCCUGGUUCUGCAGAAACCUAUGGGACCUGUGGAAACAGGCAUCAAUGGAAAUGAGAGUUCAACCAAACAUGAAAGUUCUGCAGUCAAGACAUCAAGAAAGCAGACAAUCAUUUUUCUGGGUCUCAUUGUGGGAUCCUUGACCCUGUGCUGGCUUCCCAACCAGAUCCGCCGCCUCAUGAUGGCGGCUGUGCCGAAGUCCCAGUGGACUGCUUCCUACUUCCGGAGCUACGUCACGCUCCUCCCUGUGGCAGACACCUUCUUCUACCUGAGCUCCGUCCUCAACCCCUUCCUCUACAAUCUGUCCUCCAGACAGUUCAGGCAGGUGUUCCUGCAGGUGCUCCGCUGUCACCUCACCAUCGAACACGUCAACAAGCGCAACAUCAACCUCUCCCAGGCUGCCUCUGCGCGCUCAUUCCAGCCUCUGCUGCUGAAGUCGUUGCGUCGUAACAGGGCGAGUCGCUCCACCGUCCCACGAGAGAACGCUCCCCCCACUUUUACAACAUUUCAAGCCGCAGGUGUGACUUCAGAUCCUCCAGCAAACCUCAGCCUGACCGAGGAGCCGCACUCAGCUCGGAAAACAAAGAUAGACGUGCCAUCAGAGACUGAAAUAUGAUGUACAGUUUAAUGCAAUAAAACCAAACAUGGAUAAAACUCA
Messenger RNA from Oryzias melastigma (Indian medaka), 1740 nucleotides. RefSeq names its product G protein-coupled receptor 39 (gene gpr39). The coding region runs from base 421 to 1698 and encodes 425 amino acids. Gene Ontology annotation, molecular function: G protein-coupled receptor activity. Gene Ontology annotation, biological process: G protein-coupled receptor signaling pathway. Lineage: Eukaryota; Metazoa; Chordata; Actinopteri; Beloniformes; Adrianichthyidae. The transcript is spliced from 2 exons. The record is from RefSeq and is a predicted model, not a curated record. Gene Ontology annotation, cellular component: membrane.